AUGUAAGCAGCGCUUAUUUAUUUUCCACAUUCCGAUCCUAACCUGUACAUGUCGCGCGAAACGCAACAUAAAAAUUUUUAAGAGAUAGAUUAAUAUGUUAAAACGAGGUAUACUAAUAUUAAUAAUAUAGUUACUGAGAUAAUUCCGAUACAGUUAAUGAAUGAAUGAAUAAAAAAUGAAAUUCAAAGCGAUUAUUGAAGACGUUACUACGCAGUCAAACAAAAUUCAGCCAAUUAUUGUGAACUUUCAAAAUGGUGAACUUAAGGAUGAGGAAGUCAAGGAGAUGUCAUGUGGUUUGUUCCGCGAUCAAAAGGACAACAAAACUGUACUGGCCUUGUCAAAUGGCCAAAUCGUUUAUAAAGGUUACAGACCCGAUUGUAAGAAGGAAUCGACACGAACGAUGUUGGUACUUCACAAUAAAAGGACCGGCAAGGUACGACUGUUUGAAGCUGAGCGAUGGCAAGUAACACCAGUACUUGAAAAACCUGACAUUGAGAACGAAAAAAGUGACUUGGAAGAGAAGAUUACUACACUGAACAUGCAAUUUGGAUCCAAGAAAGUUAAACGUAGAACUGAGCAAUUUGAGAGACUGAAAAGAGUAAAUAUUGAUAUUAAUGAACAACUUGAGAAAACAGUAUCAAAUGUUGAAAUCGACAAAAUAGAUUUGUCAGCUCAAUUACAAAUUGAGGAUUCAAAUACAAUAUUACCUGCAUGUAACAGGAAUGCAAGUAAUGUCAAAGAUGUGUAUAAUAUAUAUGAUAUUAUUCCUAAAAGUAAAUUGGAAACUUUAUACGAACAUGCAAUGGAAGUCCUUAAUGGAAAUGUGGAAGGGAAAAAUAAAUUUUUCAACCGCACUUUGAGAACGAUACAAUCAGAUCCAGACAAUGUAAACAAGGUCGCUCUUUUACUCUAUAUUGAUAUGAUCAAUACGUGGUUCGCCAUGCCAUUGAAAUUUGCAAAGAAACGCGACGUUGUUGUAUGCUCGGUUUCUGACGAAGUAAAUCAGCAUAUUAUCGACAUGUACAGCGUGUCCAGCGCGAACGGACGGAUGAGACCGAAUGCUAUGAAGGACAAAGGCCUCAUGCACAGCUUGAUUCUCGCAUUGACAAUAUUAAAUUUCACACUGGAUCUGGAGUCAUUCCGAGUUAUGCUUGAAACGCGAACGAGUUUAAAGAAACUGAUGGAUCUUGCGAAAAUCAUUGGGGCAGUAUCCACCAAAGAAGAUAAGAAGGUCAUCAUGCUAAAAGUUCCGUUACCACCGCCAGUGUCUCUCAUCAAGAAAGGAAGAAAAAAAUCAGCAAAAUCCAAUCAAUAACUUUGUUAAACUAUAAAUUAUUUUAAUUGUUUGACAGUAUAGAUUUAUUUUUCUGACACUCUUCUCAAAUAUGCUUUUGAAAAAAAAAUUAUAACAUUUUAUUAUAUAUAGAUAUAUGAUAUUGACACUUCAUAUUUUAUAAGAUGUAAAUAUACAAAAUACAUGUCUCCACAUUUUCUUAUACCAAU
Molecule: messenger RNA, 1503 nt
Organism: Monomorium pharaonis (pharaoh ant)
Lineage: Eukaryota; Metazoa; Arthropoda; Insecta; Hymenoptera; Formicidae
Exons: 5
Coding region: 176-1315 (379 amino acids)
Biological process (GO): transcription elongation by RNA polymerase I; RNA polymerase I preinitiation complex assembly; nucleolar large rRNA transcription by RNA polymerase I
Cellular component (GO): RNA polymerase I complex
Molecular function (GO): DNA binding
Source: RefSeq, a predicted model, not a curated record